AUGAAUAAAUUCAAGAAAAAGGUCCUUAGAGUGGUAGCAGAUAAUUUGCCAGAUGAUCAAGUAGAUGGGAUAAAACAAAUGUUCCAAAUGAUGGACACAGAUAAAAAUGGAAACUUGAAUUUUCAAGAAUUGAAAGAUGGUCUCUAUAUGAUCGGUCAACCGGUUGCCGAUCAUGACGUACAAUUACUACUCGAUGCUGCCGACUGCGAUGGAAACGGGAUGCUAAAUUGCGAAGAGUUUGUGACGUUGGCCGUGCACUUGAAGAAAAUAAACAACGAAGAACUGUUACACGAAGCGUUUUUGUACUUCGACAAGAACAACAGCGGAUACAUUGAGUUCGAGGAGUUGCAACAAUCUUUGCUAGAUGACCAUUUUGGCCCUACCAAUGACCAAGUUGUGCAAGACAUUAUUUUCGAUGCCGACCUCGAUAAGGAUGGGAGAAUAAGUUUUGCAGAAUUCAAAGCGAUGAUGAAAACAGGGAUGGAUUGGAAGAUGGGUUCAAGACAAUAUUCUAGGGCCAUGCUUAAUGCUCUUAGUGUCAGGCUCUUUCAAGGACACAAUUUACAAUUUAAUAUCUAA
Molecule: messenger RNA, 579 nt
Organism: Erythranthe guttata (spotted monkey flower)
Lineage: Eukaryota; Viridiplantae; Streptophyta; Magnoliopsida; Lamiales; Phrymaceae
Source: RefSeq, a predicted model, not a curated record